AUUCUCACCUGAUAAUAGAGAUACUGCAAUGUCUUUAUUUUAAAUUAAUCAACUUUACAUGUGCAUAUGGAUGUGUCUGCCAGUUGGACUUCCCUAUUCCGUUUGCCCUUGGAGGUCCAAAGUGGGCAGAAGAUUCUGUAUAUAAGCCAAGAGGUCCCAGCAGUGAGACACGGCAGUGGAGAGGAUCCAUUCGUUAUUGAGAAGCUCCAUAUUAAUGACCUUUACACGAUGCCGCAAUGUGCCAGUGAAAUUACCAUGCAUUAACUCGCACCAAUUAUCUUUACAAGUGUAAGUGAUUAAGACCGCCCAUCGCUCUGUUGUCUCCCCACCUCCACCACAACCUACAGAAAGAAUCUGCCCCAAUCUACGGAAAGAAAUCUGCCCCAAUCUAAAUUGGGGGCAUGCUUCGUACUCUACUGUCAACGUGGGGUUCGGGGUACAAUCCCUGAUCAUCGCUACCUGAUCUUGAAUACGAAUUAAACAACCUGGCUACCCGUCGCUCUGCAAACUGGUUUCUUAGGGUCCCAUAUGCUACAGAGUGCACAUUUAAACGUGUGAUUAAUCUCGGGUGAGCUCACACUACAGGAGCAAGGAGGCGGCCUUUCUAAAUGACCUUUAUACGAUUCCACAAUGUGGAAUGUGACAAUAAGAUGCAGUAACUCGAACCAUUUCUGUUUAGUAAUUCCUCACUGCAAUCUUUACAGGUGUAAGUGAUUAAGAACCCCCAUCGCUCUGUUAUCUCUCCACCUCCACCACAACGUGCAGGAGUGGCUACAGCUACAGGGUGCUGCUGGGAAAGCACAGUGUGUCUACAUCCGAGUUCGGGGAGGUCACACCUCCAUUGAGCCUGGCCGUCUGACAUAGCGACUGGAAUCCCAACAUCUUGGCAAAUGGGUGAGAACGCACACGGGCGCGCUGGUUAUGUAACACCGUGACAUUCAAAGUUUCAAUAGACAGAUAUAUAUACUGUACAUACAUACAGACACACAUGGAAAGAGAUUUUCAGACAUACUGUACGAGAGAAAGAUUCUUAUUUUUUACCCACAAAACAAAUCAUUGACACUGCCUUCAAGCUGAAAAAUAUCUAAUUGGAAUAUAUUUCAGGGAAUGACAAUUUUUCAACGGUAGAAUUUUAUGAUACUAGAAUUUAGGUGGACUACAGCUGCCUUAUUGUUGCUCCUGUGGAGAGCUUCUUGGCACAUCGCGCAUCGCCCCUCGCCCCCACUAAUGUUCUCUUCGUCCGUCCCCCCUCAAUGUGUGCAGAUACUACUGACUCUUUUUUGACCCACGAAUAAGUGGAGUUAAAAUAUCAGAAAAUAGCUUCUGUGAUAAUAAUCCCCAACAUCACCAAGGUUAAGAGGAGUUCUCCUGGGCAGAGCGCUGAACCCCGAUUGCUUGGCGUUAUGUUCGGUGUUGAGCGUCGCAUCACGGAUGCCCAAAUCUCAAUCCCCCACAGGUACGACAUCGCCAUGUCCAAGAUUGCAUUGCCCGUGGCUCUCUCCAGCGAGGUGCGCCUCGCCUGCCUGCCCAGCGCCAACCAGAUCCUGCCCAACAACUAUCCGUGCUACGCGACGGGAUGGGGAUCUCUCGACACCAGCGGCCCCUUCCCCAGCGUGCUGCAGCAGGCCAGCCUGCCCGUGGUGGACUACGCGACGUGCAGCCAGCCCAGCUGGUGGGGGAGCAGCCUGAGGAGCAGCGUGAUCUGCGCGGGGGGCACCACCCGCUCUGCAUGCUAUGGUGAUGGAGGUGGCCCACUAAACUGCAAGUGGUGGGACAAUGCCUAGGUGGUGCAGGGAAUCACUAAUAUGUCUGAUGUGUUUUCUGAAUUCAUCAUACUGCAGUGAGCUCCAUAUAUGUCUAGUCUCAUGGUGUAUAUUUUGUAUUGGUGCAAAAUAAAAUAAAAAUGCAGAUUUAAUUAAAUGACAAGUGGACGUAUCUCCAGACACCUAACACCACUCACCACUCAUCUUGCGCUAAACCAAUACUUACAUUC
Molecule: messenger RNA, 1993 nt
Organism: Petromyzon marinus (sea lamprey)
Lineage: Eukaryota; Metazoa; Chordata; Hyperoartia; Petromyzontiformes; Petromyzontidae
Source: RefSeq, a predicted model, not a curated record